AUGGUACAUAUCUAUCUAUCUAUCUAUCUAUCUAUCUAUCUAUCUAUCUAUCUAUCUAUCUCUCUCUCUAUCUAUCUAUCUAUCUAUAUAUAUAUAAGAAUCUAUUUAAAAAGCAAAUACGUCUUUUCUUACUUCCUCUCUUUCACUUUUCGUCGUCUAGGGGCUUGGCUGACGAUUAAGCAUAAAAUGCGCUCCCUCUCUCUUUCGUCUUGGUAUAACAGCAUUUUCGCUCGAGAUGGUCUGUUCUUUCUUUCUUUUCCCUCUCGUGCUUUGUUUAAGGGCUUCGUGACAGUUGAAACUGCUUUCUUUCUCUUCGAUAUAGCGGCGUUCCGCAUGCGUCGUCAAACGGGUCUAUCCAUUCCACUCGGAGACCAAUUCUCCUCACAAUUUUGCGAACACAUAUUUUCGGCCCAUAUGCCGAGACAUUUGCCAGACGUCCUACCGGCCUGCAGGCCUAGGCCAAAACUAACUUUUCCGUUUCACUAUUCGUUUCCGUUUUCUUCUUGUCACGUGGUCAAUUUUCAAAAUACUAAAUUUUCCCAUUAUGGGUGGAAUGAGGUCAUCGACCUCUCUCUCAUUUUCAGGGUCAGAGAAAGUUUAGUUUAA
Acanthosepion pharaonis is the source of this 606-nucleotide messenger RNA. NCBI's taxonomy places the organism in Eukaryota, Metazoa, Mollusca, Cephalopoda, Sepiida, Sepiidae. The record is from the annotation of a GenBank genome assembly.